Chelonia mydas (Green sea turtle) is the source of this 3784-nucleotide messenger RNA. RefSeq names its product ubiquitin carboxyl-terminal hydrolase 12. The transcript is spliced from 10 exons. Gene Ontology annotation, biological process: protein deubiquitination. Bases 346 to 1413 code for a protein of 355 amino acids. Lineage: Eukaryota; Metazoa; Chordata; Testudines; Cheloniidae. Gene Ontology annotation, cellular component: nucleus; cytosol. The record is from RefSeq and is a predicted model, not a curated record. Gene Ontology annotation, molecular function: cysteine-type endopeptidase activity; cysteine-type deubiquitinase activity.
GAGGGCUGGCCCCACGCGCCAGGCGAAGGAGUGACCUCCGGGCGGGGGAAGGCGGGCCUUCCGGGCAGGGCAGCGCGGGUACCCGGCGCCGUUUCGCUGCCGCACCGGCAGCGCCCGGACCCCUUUGGCUGGUGCGCCACCUGCGGCUCUGGCUGCCGCUGUCAGUUGGGUGGCUGGGUCCCAACAUGGCGUCGGCGGCCGCGGGGGCGGCUGCGGGGUCCGGGGCCGGGUCGGGCGGAUGGAAAUACUGAUGACAGUCCGGAGACUCGCCUCCAGCUGUACCAUGUUCCAUGGGAUCUUAAUAACCAGGAAGUGGUCAGAACCUCAAUUUUCCAUUGCAUCCAAAUGACAGGCGCCAAUGCCUCUGCUUUGGAGAAAGAGAUUGGUCCUGAACAGUUUCCUGUGAAUGAACAUUAUUUUGGCUUGGUCAAUUUUGGCAAUACCUGCUACUGCAACUCAGUCCUACAGGCACUUUAUUUUUGUCGUCCGUUUCGGGAAAAAGUUUUGGCAUACAAGGUCCAGCCCCGGAAGAAGGAAAGCCUCCUUACGUGCCUCUCUGAUCUCUUCAACAGCAUUGCCACACAAAAGAAGAAGGUGGGGGUCAUCCCACCCAAGAAAUUUAUUUCCCGGUUGAGGAAAGAAAAUGAGUUAUUUGAUAAUUAUAUGCAGCAAGAUGCACAUGAAUUCCUAAACUACCUACUAAACACUAUUGCUGACUUACUACAAGAAGAGAAAAAACAGGAGAAACAGAAUGGCAAACUCCAGAAUGGCAGUAUUGAGAGUGAGGAAGGAGACAAGACUGAUCUGACAUGGGUCCAUGAAAUCUUCCAGGGAACACUAACCAACGAAACCAGAUGUCUUAACUGUGAAGCUGUUAGUAGCAAAGAUGAGGACUUCCUGGACCUAUCGGUUGAUGUGGAACAAAAUACAUCAAUUACACACUGCCUAAGGGGGUUCAGUAAUACUGAGACUUUAUGCAGUGAAUAUAAAUAUUACUGUGAACAGUGUCGCAGUAAACAGGAAGCACAGAAGAGAAUGAGAGUGAAGAAGUUGCCCAUGAUUCUAGCUCUGCACUUAAAAAGGUUCAAAUACAUGGACCAGCUGCAUCGAUACACCAAACUCUCCUACCGUGUAGUCUUUCCCUUGGAGCUUCGGCUCUUUAAUACUUCAGGAGAUGCUACAAACCCUGACAGAAUGUAUGACCUUGUGGCUGUAGUAGUUCACUGUGGCAGCGGUCCAAACCGUGGACAUUAUAUCACCAUAGUGAAGAGCCAUGGCUUUUGGUUGCUGUUUGACGACGACAUUGUAGAGAAAAUUGAUGCCCAGGCCAUUGAAGAAUUCUAUGGGUUAACAUCAGACAUUUCCAAAAACUCAGAAUCCGGAUAUAUCCUCUUCUACCAGUCAAGAGACUAAAACUGACAUGAUAAAUGUGUACAAAUAAAAGAAAAAAGGGAUCAAGGUUAUGUCCCAAGUAGGACAUCAGUGACAGCAGAAACAAUUCCUCAUCAUUGCUGUAGGACCAUGAGAGAUCCAGCAGGGAGAAGAAAGGUUUACCUCUGCCAUUUCUUGGAGGAUGAGUGCUGUCUUCUGUAAGAAGAAGAGCUUUUGCUCUGAUUUUCUUUCUGGGCUUUUUUUUUUUACAUUGCUAGCUUCCAAAAUCUGGGUUACCUCUACUUGAAACCUGGCUGCUUAUUUGUUCAAGAACUGAAGAAAGGUUUUAAAAGUAGCAUUGUGGAAUUCUUUACCAUUCAGUGUCAGCCUGAGGCUAUACCUUGGAGUCUGUCAUCGUCGUUUUUCUGUAUUUUAGCAGAAUGAUUUCAAUAUUCAGUGCCAGCUGAACACAUAUUUUGAGAUAUGAGCAGCAGCCAGUUGCUGGAUAUUUUUGGUGACUCAGACAUGCGAAACAGUACAGUGCUAAAACACUGGAAACGUCAAGUCUGUAAUUUUUAAAAAGGUAGACACAAAGCUAUUUCUGCAGCAUUAUAAAUCCCUCAGUAUGUAUCAUCUUGGUUUUAGAUAACACUAAUAGCACUCUUUUUUGUAUAUUUUUAACUUUUACUAUCCUAUUCCCCCUCCAGAAGAUGUAAUUUUUUUUCCCACAUUUAACCUAAUCUGUUGUACUUUUUAAUUUUUUAAGCAAAAGUUUGACUCUCAAAGCCACAAUGCUGCAAAUUCAAGCAAAGAAGCAGUUGAGCUUUUAAAAGUGCAUGUCUUGCAACAAGUUGUUAUAGAAAGUUUAAAGUUACAGUAUUUCUUGGAGCUAUUGCAUACGCCAAAAGUGCCCUCUUCUGAAACAGGAUCUGUUCAGCAUUUCAUUCAGUAUAUAGUAAACAGAUGCAGGAUCGUAUCUGCCUAUGAUAAUACACAGAAGCAGCACUAAUUGUGAAGAGUUAACCAAGGGAAGCAUUAUUUACAUAACUAAUCCAGUUGUUCCUAGUCUUUGAAAUUUCCAUUAAGGAAGAAAAACAAAAAACAAAGGUUAACACACACUACCUUGCAAAGAGUUCCUCUUCAUCUUGUUGGUUACAUUAGUUUUGUCAUGUGAAUCAUUGCCCCUGAAAAUGCUCUCUGGUUUGAUAUGCCACUGUAGGCCUUGCUUAACAGGGGAAAGGUAUGUUUUGUCUUAUGAAGACUGAAUUUAAGAAACUGUCCAUUACAAAUGUAUAUAGUAUAAUCUCAAGGAUAAUUAGAAAGAAAAGAUUAAAGGGAAUUUAUAAGAAAUCUCUGAAACCCUUUAUGUAAUUUUCUUUUUGAAAAGUCCUGUUACAGUGCCAAAGCUUGUCAUAGCUGGCUCUAAACCAUGAGUGGAAAUUGAUAUUUUCCUUUCUUCUUCUUGUUAAAUAACACCAAAGCUGUCUUCUACCUUGUUGGUCUUAGUACAGCACUUCGUAGUACGCACUGGUGAUUGUUAUCUAUGAGGACAUUUAAUUUAUGCAAUUCUGUGAUUUGUAUGGGAUAAAUAGAAUAUUUUUACCAAAAUAUUGUCCUCGUGAAGACAACCCAUCAUAUACAUGCAGUCCUUUAUGGUGGCUGUACUCAUUAUCUGUUGUUCCCUUUCACAACUGGAAACCUCCUGUUAGCAAUUAAUUCCUUUCUUUUUAAAAUGGAAGUUAGUAAAUAUUAGCAUAUUCCAAUUGGGUACAAGUUCCAUCCCCUCCCACCUCUCCUUCUCCAGAAGAAAAUGUAUGGACAGUCAAUUCCUGAUUUUUAUUAUGCAAAAUACUCUCAUUUUCAGAGAUUUAAUCAGUAACCGUAAAAUUUUUUUGUCAUCUUGUUGUUCCUACUUGUGUGAAAAUUGCUCUUGGUCAGCAGUCCUCUCCCCUUGUUCGCAGAAAAGCCCAGAGCCCCUGGAUAGUGACACUAACAGAAAUCUGUCAUCAGUAACUCUUGCAAAAAGGAGAGCGCACUGAGUUUAAAAAACAAAUCUAAACAGUCAACACAAAAAAGUGAUGUAGAACACUAUACAUGUAUUUUGUAUAUCUGGUGAUACAUUUUUACAAAUAAAAUACCUGAUUUGAGAGAGAGAAUAUUGAAAGAAUAUAUACUAUAGAUUAAAAGAACUGUUAAAAGUGCACUUUUGCUACAGAUUUAUAAGGAAACUAAAUGGGAUUAAAUUGGAAGAGAAUGGUGUGAUAUUACUUCUGUAUAAUUAAUGACCCCACCUGUCUCCAAUAAAGGUCAUGUAUGUUCACAUGCACAUGGCCCAAAUGUUUUUCCUUGAUUGGUGUGAAUAUCACUCGAAGGCGAAAAAUAAAAGUAAUUGGUUAGUUUUGACAAGACUGAA